This is a messenger RNA of Grus americana (Whooping crane), 1978 nucleotides long. RefSeq names its product ribitol xylosyltransferase 1 (gene RXYLT1). Gene Ontology annotation, biological process: protein O-linked glycosylation via mannose. The record is from RefSeq and is a predicted model, not a curated record. Gene Ontology annotation, molecular function: ribitol beta-1,4-xylosyltransferase activity. Bases 86 to 1408 code for a protein of 440 amino acids. Gene Ontology annotation, cellular component: Golgi apparatus. The transcript has 6 exons. NCBI's taxonomy places the organism in Eukaryota, Metazoa, Chordata, Aves, Gruiformes, Gruidae.
UCCUCCCGCCCCAGCGGGCGCGGCUCACAGCGCUGCCGCCGCCUCACGGCGCCCCCCGCCGGGGCCUCCGCCCGCGCCGGGCGGGAUGCGGGGCGCUCGCAAGCGACUGUGCUCCGCCUUGAUCGUCGCUUACGGCCUCUUCUCCCUCUACGCGGCCUACACCGUUUUCCUCCGGCCCCGCCGCCCGGCCGCCCGCCGCCCGUCGCACCGGGACCGUCGCGGCCCGCGAGAUCAUGUCGCCUUGGGAAAUGAAGAGUGGAAUCCAUGGGAAGGGGACGAGAAAAAUGAACUGGUUGCUUCUCAGCAGAGAUAUGAAGCUAAUCUUAAGAUGAUAAAAAAUGCAAGAUCUCACCUAGAACAAACCAGUCUUAGAGUACAGAUUUGGGGCAAAGCAGCAAUUGGUCUUUACCUUUGGCAGCAUAUUUUCGGAGGGCACCUUCAGCCAGCUGAUGUGACUGCACAAUGGAGAGAAGGAAGCCAAAAAGCAGGAAAAACAUAUUUCAGCUUCGUCACUGGUCCAUCUGUAGUUCCUGGCUACUUCUCAGUUGAAGCUGAAAAUGUUGUGCUAGUUCUGAAUGGAAGAGAAAAAGCAAAGAUCGCUUACGCCACUCAGUGGUUGCAUUACGCACAAACAUUAAUUCAGACUCACAAAAUACAGCAUGUAGCGGUUGUGCUGCUUGGAAAUGAGCAGUGCAACAAUGAAUGGAUUCAACCAUACCUGAAAAGACAUGGAGGAUUUGUAAAUCUACUCUUUGUUACAUAUGACUAUGCGUUGGUAAAUGAGGAAGAUAUUUUCCAGUGGCCUUUAGGAGUAGCUACCUACAGAAAUUUUCCGAUUGUAGAACCCAGCUGGUCAAUGCUACAUGAUCCAAGAUCAUAUCUAUGUAAUUUCUUAGGAACAGUUUAUAAGAACUCUUCUAGGGAAACCCUAAUGGAAAUUCUGAAGCAGGACGGGCUUGAUAAACUUUGCUGGAUUGCAGCCAGAGAACAGUGGCAGCCUCAAGAAACAAAUGAAAGUUUCAAAAACUAUCAAGAUGCCUUGCUGCAGAGUGAUUUGACAUUGUGCCCAGUGGGAAUAAAUACAGAAUGCUAUAGAAUUUAUGAAGCUUGUUCAUAUGGAUCUCUGCCUGUUAUAGAAGAUGUAAUGACACUGGGUGAUUGCGGAAAUUCAUCAAUGUACCACAGUGCUCCAUUACAAUUAUUAAAAACCAUGGGGGCUCCAUUUAUCUUUAUUAAAAACUGGAAGGAGCUUCCUGCUGUUCUAGAGAAAGAAAAAAAAAUGAGCUUACAAGAAAAGAUUCAAAGGAGAAAAAAGCUUAUAGAGUGGUAUCGAAACUUCAAAGCAUGGAUGAGACAGAAAUUCAUUAAUACUUUGGAAAAUUCAUUUUUGCCCAGUGAUAAAGGAUGAAUUGUUCCUUUUGAAAAUCUAGAAUAAAUUGAAAGCUUUAUUUUCAUUAACCUUCCAAGGAAGCUUUUAUACAAAAGAAAUCUCACAGGGCAGAUGCAUUCCUUUUGAAGUCAACAGAGUUGUGCUAGCUUGACCAAGAGCUACGUUUGGCCCUCCAUCCUUAACACUUUUCAGAGAGGUUGUUGACUUAGCAGGAUGGUAGUCUGUAAGGAUGACAACAAUUUUGUUACUAUUUUUACAAUUUCCAUGUUGGUGUGUGACCUGAUAAUUUUUUUUAGGAGAAUAUCUUUGAGCAUGUGAACUUGUUAAAAUCCAACAUGAGUACAACAGUUGUGUUUGAAGAAAAGAGAAGAGGGAGGGCUGUAUGGUAAAGAGUAAUUUAUUAUGUAGACUAAAGAAGAAAAGUAUGAUUAUAACAAAAUUGCCAGGUUUAGCACAAUCAUUAAGAUGUAUCCUGGCAAGUGCUUGUUUUGAAAAUGUGAACUGUUUACUUGAUUGACAUUUCAUUUCCAAGAAAGUGGCAAUAAAGCUAAACACUGUGGAAUAAAAAUGUAUAUUUCAAGGUAAAAA